Molecule: messenger RNA, 1661 nt
Organism: Thalassophryne amazonica
Lineage: Eukaryota; Metazoa; Chordata; Actinopteri; Batrachoidiformes; Batrachoididae
Gene: lpar1
Product: lysophosphatidic acid receptor 1
Exons: 3
Coding region: 146-1198 (350 amino acids)
Biological process (GO): neurogenesis; phospholipase C-activating G protein-coupled receptor signaling pathway
Cellular component (GO): membrane
Molecular function (GO): lysophosphatidic acid receptor activity
Source: RefSeq, a predicted model, not a curated record
UCGGAACACACUGCUGCGCCUUUGACACUUUGGUCGCGCGCACUGGACGAAUUUCAGGCACCAGAAGGAUCAAAGUUAAAGUUUGGACUUCUCCAGACCGCGGUCCGGAUCUUCACCCCGCUCUCUCUAAAGCGCCUUUGCCAUCAUGGACGAAGAGCAGUGCUACUACAAUGAGACCAUUGCCUUCUUUUACAACCGCAGUGGGAAAUACCUGGCGACUGACUGGAACACCGUCAGCAGGCUGGUGAUGGGACUCGGCAUCACGGUGUGCAUCUUCAUCAUGCUGGCCAACCUUCUUGUGAUGAUUGCCAUCUACGUCAACCGGAGGUUCCACUUCCCCAUCUACUACCUGAUGGCCAACCUGGCUGCUGCUGACUUCUUCGCCGGACUGGCCUACUUCUACUUAAUGUUCAACACGGGGCCAAACACGAGGCGUCUCACUGUUUCCACGUGGUUGCUGCGUCAAGGCCUGAUCGACACCAGCCUGACGGCGUCCGUGGCCAACUUACUCGCCAUCGCCAUCGAACGCCACAUCACCGUGUUCCGCAUGCAGCUGCACACGCGCAUGAGUAACCGGCGCGUUGUGGUGGUGAUCGUCAUAAUCUGGACCAUGUCCAUUGUUAUGGGGGCCAUCCCCAGCGUUGGCUGGAACUGUAUCUGUAGUAUCCAGUCCUGCUCCAACAUGGCGCCUCUUUACAGCAACUCCUACUUGGUCUUCUGGGCGGUUUUUAACCUGGUCACGUUUGUUGUCAUGGUGACACUGUAUGCUCACAUUUUUGUGUACGUGCGCCAGAGGACCAUGAGGAUGUCGCGGCACAGCUCGGGGCCGCGACGAAACAGAGAUACCAUGAUGUCUCUGCUGAAGACGGUGGCCAUCGUUUUGGGUGCGUUCAUCGUCUGUUGGACCCCCGGCCUUGUCAUCCUCCUUCUUGACGUCUUCUGCUCCACCUGCAACGUCCUGACUUAUGAAAAAUUCUUCCUGCUUCUCGCUGAGUUCAAUUCAGCCAUGAACCCCAUCAUCUACUCCUACCGUGACAAGGAGAUGAGCGCCACCUUCAGGCAGAUCCUGUGCUGCCAGCGACAGGAGAAUGUCAACGGGACAGUGGCGGAGGGAUCGGACCGAUCGGCAUCGUCCAUCAACCACACAGUGCUGGGCAGUGGUAUGCAACACCACAACAACGAACACUCUGUGGUAUAGAGAGAGUGGAGAUGAUGGAAUGUAAUCGGAUUACGUCAUAAUCUGUACGUGGAAGAUUCAGACUGGGAAAAUGGGUGGUGGUGAGGGAACGUUAAGUAUGAACAUGAACUUGAAUUUGAAAAUUGAAGACAGUGGGUCGGUUGGAGAGAUGCCGAUGAAGGUGAGGAUCAUAAUGAAGAAAACGAAAAGCUAAGAAGACAAGGAUACACAUCGGUGUGUAGAAAGUCUGAACGUUGAAGACUGAUAGGUUGUUAGUAUUUGUUUCAGCUGUUUAUUUGUAUUAAAUGUGCUGAUUUGAAGUACGCUAUUUAAGAUGUAAUCUGUGAAUGCCAGUAUAACCCGUCCUCUCGAAUGUUGGUUCCUGCAGCAGAAACGAAUUCUCUAAGCUUUCCAAGAAAAUUUUUAUCCAUCAUUUGAGUGCAAACCUGCAAAAAACCCUAAUAAUAGGUGUAGCCAGUAAUUU